Molecule: messenger RNA, 234 nt
Organism: Rotaria sp. Silwood2
Lineage: Eukaryota; Metazoa; Rotifera; Eurotatoria; Philodinida; Philodinidae
Source: the annotation of a GenBank genome assembly
AUGAAUUUUGGAAAAGCAAAUAUUGCUGUUAAUAGACUACCUAAUGUAUGUGUUUCUAUUAUUGUAGCUGAUCUGCAAGCGGAUAAAACAAAUCUUUUAUUACAAGCUCUUGCCGAAGCAAUCAAUUCAAAUGUUGAUAAUAAUGAAGUUGUUCGAAAAACUUUACAAAGUUUAGGUGAUACAAAUGAAAAUCAAAAACCAUCAUGUAGUCGAGAUCGUAAAGAUCUAUCCUAA